This is a messenger RNA of Amoebophrya sp. A120, 3054 nucleotides long. Lineage: Eukaryota; Dinophyceae; Syndiniales; Amoebophryaceae. The record is from the annotation of a GenBank genome assembly.
GCAAAGCUUUAAGCUGCUGCACGGGCUGCAAACCGUCAGUACACCUCACUUCAGUGAAGAUUUUUACCCUACAGCGCUCUGGUUUUGGAUCCGAAGAGGUGCGACGCCCCUGCUCCCUAGUUACGUAUGUUGUAUACAGCUCCUUUCACUUCAUUUUCAGUAUGCUAAGAACGCCUGAGAAUUUUUUUUUCCAGGAAUAGCCAUACUAGAAAGUGCCUUCUAUGCAACACUUACUUAUUUGUUUCCUGGUAGGGCGUGUAACAUUAAAUGCAGAGUAUACUAUAAGUAGAAAGUUCACGUACAUUUUCGACAAUGUAGCUCGAUACCCUUUUUACUCUUGGAGCAAAAUAAAUAGCGUCAGUGGUACUGAAAAUGAAACGCGCCCAAGCACCAGGCGGUCGCAAGCGCGCGAAGGCGGGUUCCUCUGAUGAGGAUCCUUCUUGGGAGCCACCCGCGGCAAAGGCUAAGACGAGGGUCGUGACAAACUCAGUACGGCCUGCGCGAAGCAAAGGCGAUAAAAAGGGAGCAGCACCGGGGGCACAGCAGGGCCUUAGGAGGGGCAACGCGCGGCCCGAAAAUCAUGUUCCUCCAGUUUCAGGACGGGCAAAGGAAAUAAACGCUACUUCCUCCAAGGCAAGCUCUCUAACAAUCGACGAUCUUGAGGAUGAAUGGAACCUUGAAGACGACGUGCCCAACGAUGGAAACAACAAUAAGAAGCAACCCGCAUCAGCGGAAGGUGACGGCGCGCUGCACAUCAAAAAUAUCCAAGUCAAAGGUUUUGUCGACGUGCCCGGUGGUCUAAACCUGGAGGAAAUACGUCAUCGCUUCUGGAAUGUAGAGGCACUGUAUGAACAUGAGUUAAGAUUUCGUCCGUGCCUGCCACCGUCUUGGGACAGCUAGUAAAGCGAAAUCGAAUGCCAUGAAGAAACACGACACAAGAACCAGACGUGUGAAAGUGAAAAAGAAAAUCGCGUAUCUAUACACACCAUGAUUGUCCGCGUCCGGCUCCUUCGGCGAUCGAUGGUGUGCCAUAUCAGCAUUUAGUUUCACCAGCAUGAAAAUUAAGAUGUAUCUGUAUGCUAUGUGUAUCAAUCUCCAACUUGGCCACAAAUCAGGGGUGGCACGGCCGAAUUUUUUUUUGUACGUCAUACCCUCUCUUUCGGUGGAGGCGGGGGGAAUCGCAACAAGAAGGCUGCAUCGAAAAAACCGCAAAAUGCUUCAAAUUCGGUAGCUGCUCUCCAGCAACAACAGAAUCAGCAGCCCGGCAGCAACAUUAAACAGCUGCAGGUCUCAAUUUUUCGUAGACGCGGCGGGGUGGGCAGCGAAGCAGGGACGUUUUCGGGAGCCGGAGGAAGCAGCUCUUCAAUCGCAACAAAGAUGCAGCAAGAAACAGACCAUGACCAUGACGAAGAUGACGUGAGGCUCUAUACUGCGGCUAGCAGUGAACACGCAGGCCUGCUAGUUGCCAGCAUUUAUCCAAACGGUACUCUCACGCUCCGCGGCGACUUACGGCCGCGAAACACUGUGCAUCAUUAUGGCGGUUUUGAUGCGAAUAUGGUGAGCGGGGUUCAGAGGCGCACGACGCGUCAGCUGCGACAGAAAACGAUAAACCAGCAAACGAAGCAGGUGCGUCAACGAGCCCGGCGACCCCAGAAGAGCGACUCAUCCGUAUCAUCUACAAAAUUUAUUGGUUUUGUCCCUGAAGACCCGAGAAGAAAAUCGGCUAUGGUUAUGACACAAGUACUACAGCGCUCAAGUUUUUUUGCGUGUGCUUUGGAGCUGCGAUCAGUAGCAGUGUCGCUACACGUCAGUCGCGGCUCCUUUUUCGAUAUUAUAUACUCAUUUUGCAAGAAGUCAUGACGCAGACGAUCACAUACGCUUUAUUUUAUCUUCGGGAUUGAAACCUUGGCUUUGUUCGUGUUGAUACGCUUCUUCAGAAGAUGUGGUGGACCCUGAAGAUGCUGGGGGCACUGAUUCGGACGAUGACGUGAACGAAUCAUCGGAACAUAACCCCGAGCCCUCGAAUGCAGCUGCCCAGAUUGAAUUUGAGUUUGAAGCGCAGGUCAAACAAAUUUGUGGGACAGCGCGAGAGUACCUGAAAAGCAUCGCUUACAUCGUCCAGGCCGAUGAGAGACAUCACCUUUGUUCAUCACACGGGGGCCGACAGCUGCAAGGAAACAAUGCGGGUCGACGCGAGACAGCACACGCCGGAGAAAUGGGUCGCCCUCUGUUUCUGAAAAAUUUUCAGGUAACAAGUCUCUGGGCUUACAUGCGCCUUCCAUAUCCUCUGGAACUUAAAGCCAUUGCGGCCGCGUUUCCCGGAACUUCUUCGAGCUACAUGCCGGAGCUGUCGCCCACUUUAAAGCUGAAUGGUGUGUACAACGUGGCGCGGAUGCGCAUUUUCCACACCGGCCUCGUAGAAUUUUUAUCAUGUGCAAAGCUGUUUUCAUGUCCAUACCCAACUUGCGAAAAAAAAUAGAAUGAACAAAAUGAUAUCUCCUCGUCACCAGCUCGAUAGGUAUGAUCAUUUGGCCCAGCGGGACUAGUUGCUACUCCGGUUUACCGCGGCGGCCCACUGCGGCUCUUUUUAGGAUGCAUUCUGACUUCCAAAUGGCGUUUGCAUUUCUGUCAUACUUUGUUUUGCAUGAAGUUGUGACUUAGGUCCUGUGUUGUAGUGCGUCACCUCCGCUAUGACAUUGUUGGGAGAGGUAGAGGAACCCGCCGCGAGCUUGCUAUGCAGGAGUAAGUGAAAAAAUGGUAGUGAGUUGUAUGUGUAUGAGGACGUCUUUGACUUUGCACGGCAUACUUUUAUUGUGACGACGAUGCCGCUUUGCUCGAGGCUGCGGUGCAAAUUCGUGCACAGUGGAAAAAGUUUCGCCCCUUCCGUUUGACUUCUUGAGAGUGUUGGAAAUUAGUUCCUCCGCACUUUUUGGUUGAGUACGGACUACGUGUACGCCUACGCCGUCAGUACAUAUGAUGACUUACAAACGAAAUAGCAGUCAGUCUUCUUCAACAGAGGAGCAACAUCAAGCUCUCGUUGGGAAAAGUCAAAAA